UAAAGACUGACAGCAUCUUUUCAUCUGCUUCUUCUUCUUUUGACCCAUCAGCAUUACAGCAUCUUCCUCUGGCAGCUCUCAUCUCCGCCAUUACCCACUAAAAGCACCUCAGUUAUCGGUUAUAGGAAUUUGGCCAGCCCAGCAGCAGGACCCAUUCCCUACCAGAGGCAUAUCAUAUCGCGAAUAGUCUCCAGUAACCUGCACCUUCAGGGGUCUAGAGCCAUGGCCUGUCCGCUUAGAACCUGCUGUGCCCCCUAAGACACAGCACAGGAAGGAGGAGGAUGGGGGAGGAGGGUGAGGACCUGUUUGAUGCUGUGUAUGCCCUGGAACAGCAAGAAUACAAGAGUGGCGAGGCUGAGGGUCUGCAGGAAGGGGACAAGAAGCAUCACCAGCAGGGCUUCACGCUGGGGUGGCAGCAAGCCUGUCAUCUGCUGCGUGAGCUGGGCAUAAUAGAAGGCCUGGUGGGCAGCGUUGUGUUGAACAGGAGGGAGGAGCUCAGUCCCCGCGCACACCGGCAGGCCACCAAGUUGCUGGAGGACCUGCAGGGGUGGCCGUGCUGGGACCCCACCGAGGAGGGCAUUGAGGACAGGCUGCGAGGGAUCCACACCCGCACCAGAAACCUCCUGCAGAGACUUGGAAUAUCUGCCAAGGUGAUCGAGAGGAGUGUUGAUGCCGAGUUUUAAAAAUUUGCAUUUAGAGACUAGAAGUACGUGUGGUCUGGUGUGUGCGUGUAGUUCAUCGUCAAGAAUGGAGGCUGUACACAUAUGUUAUUUUGUUAUAAUUCUUGUGGCGUCCUUUGUGAUGUCAGUUUCGUAUACAUAUUUGAUCCACAUGUUUCUGUAACAGUAGAAAUGAUAUUGCUAGUGUAAUAGUGUACAGAACUUGGUCUGUACCAGGUUUUGUAUGUUGGGCACACCAGAGAAUGUCUGAUAUAAUACAAUAUGCACAUAGACUAAGAUGUCUAGGUCACCCUUCUUGCCCAGGCUGCAUCCAUCAGGUCAUUGUUCAUGACAUAAUGUUUAAGUGUUUUAACAUGUCCGGUCACUGUGGUAUACUUAUCACAAAAAAUGUAAUACUAGUCUUACUGCAAUUCAUUCUACUGAUGUUAGUGUGCAUGCACACCAACAGUAGGCCUGACUUACCAUUUUUAUCAGGUAUCAUUGGAAACUGCAAAUAAAAAUGCUAACUAUA
Molecule: messenger RNA, 1191 nt
Organism: Eriocheir sinensis (Chinese mitten crab)
Lineage: Eukaryota; Metazoa; Arthropoda; Malacostraca; Decapoda; Varunidae
Exons: 4
Coding region: 282-683 (133 amino acids)
Source: RefSeq, a predicted model, not a curated record